Messenger RNA from Hydra vulgaris (swiftwater hydra), 1104 nucleotides. RefSeq lists its product as uncharacterized. NCBI's taxonomy places the organism in Eukaryota, Metazoa, Cnidaria, Hydrozoa, Anthoathecata, Hydridae. The record is from RefSeq and is a predicted model, not a curated record.
AUGUGUAAAGAGUACAAAUUGACUUGCAAGCUAGUUGAAAAAGAAAUUAAAAUAGCUCGUCUUGGAUAUGAAAAUGAUUUAGUUAAAAGAUCCAAAUUGAAUCCGAAACUUCUGUAUAAAUACCUAAAUAGCCAACAACUAGUCAAAGAAUCAAUCAGAGCCUUAAAAACAGCUAAUGGUAAUCUAACUCAAGAACCUAGAGAGAUAGCUAUUCUACUUAAUAAAUGUUUCCAAGAUAUUUUUGUAAGUGAAAAAGAAGGGAAACUUUCACAUUUCACAGUUGAAUUUAAUGAAAAUCACUCAAAAUAUGUUGAUCUAGAUCCAAAUGAUAUCAGCUACGAAAUGACAUUAGAUAAAUUAAAAAACCUUAAUCAAAAUAAAGCAUGUGGUCCUGAUAGUAUGCAUCCAUUUCUGCUUAAAAACUGUGCUGAAGCAUUUGCUAUUCCUCUAACAUUAAUUAUUAGGGCAUCUUUAACUAAUAGUCAGCUUUCAGUUCAAUUUAAAUCAGCGAACGAAACGCCCCUAUUCAAAAAAGGUGAUAAGACUCUUCCCUGCAAUUAUCGUCCAGUUUCAUUGACUUCUAUUCCAUGUAAAAUUAUGGAAAAAAGCAUUGACUACAUUUCAUCAGGCUUAGAUAUUGGUAUUCCAGUCGAUGUAAUUUUGUUAGAUUUUGCUAAAGCCUUCAACACAGUUCCGCAUAGGAGACUGUUAGCCAAACUAAAAACUUACGGCUUUGAUGGUCUGCUAUUUAAAUGGAUUGCAGCUUUCUUAGAAAACAGAAGACAAAGAGUUGUUCAAGGUGAAAUCAUUUCUGACUGGGUUAAGAUUUUUAGUAGUGUACCACAAGGUUCGGUAAUUGCAGCACUUUUAUUUGUUUUAUGUAUUAACGACCUUCCAAAAAAACUGCUUAAUGUAACCAAAUUAUAUGCUGAUGAUACAAAAGUGCUUUCUCUAUCAUUAGAGCUAUGCGCUACUAAUCUUCAAAAUGAUCUAGAUACUGUCUACAAAUGGUCUCAAACUUGGCUACUUCUGUUUAACAUACCAAAAUACACAUUUUGGUUAUGCAUUAUGGCCACAAUAACAAAAACUAUUUAUAUAAUUUAA